AUCUUCGGUAACAAGUUCUUCAUCUUAUUCGCAUCGAACAAGAUCACCAAUACAUAAAUCAGAAGAACUAGCAGGUUUAUCACCAACAAUUUAUCAUAAUCGAUCAAGACCGCCGUCAAUUAAAUCAGCAGCGUCACCACGUUUCGAUAUAGAACAAACAACGUCUGUAUAUAUGCGACUUCAAAAUCAUGAUGAAAAAACAUUAAUUGAUGAUAAUUCAUUAUCAGUUAGAGAAAAAAAUCAAUACUCGCCUGAGUAUAGGACUGAGGAAAUAAAUUUCAAUAGUGAACGUAAUGAACGUAUUCAGGAAGGAGAAACUUCUAGCCAAUCAAACAUUGGGAAUGAAAAAGGCGGCUGGACUGGUUGGCAUAGCCUAGAAAGGAAGGAAGUUGAUCAAAGCCAAAAAAUGGAAGGAUCUAAAGAAAUAA
This is a messenger RNA of Dentiscutata heterogama, 428 nucleotides long. The record is from the annotation of a GenBank genome assembly. NCBI's taxonomy places the organism in Eukaryota, Fungi, Glomeromycota, Glomeromycetes, Diversisporales, Gigasporaceae.